Messenger RNA from Xenia sp. Carnegie-2017, 800 nucleotides. RefSeq names its product short-chain collagen C4-like. The transcript is spliced from 2 exons. Lineage: Eukaryota; Metazoa; Cnidaria; Anthozoa; Malacalcyonacea; Xeniidae. The coding region runs from base 80 to 613 and encodes 177 amino acids. The record is from RefSeq and is a predicted model, not a curated record.
AGCAGGGAAAACCUGGUCCAGCUGGUCCACCAGGACCUGAAAGUAAAGUCACGUCAGCCGGUGGGGUGGUCUACACCAGAUGGGAAGAAAACAUUGUCCUAAAACAACGAAAACUGUUGAGAUUUAUUCUGGAGCAAUCGGGGGAACGCAUUAUUCACACAGUGGGAGUGGAUCAAAUUAUCUCAGUUUACCAUUGAAUCCAAUAUACGAGAAAUACGCUGCUGGUGCUCAGAGUCAAGCAAUCAUUCAUGGUACUGAUUACGAGAUUUCUUCUGCUGAGAAACAUAUAUUUCCAAAUCCAAACUUACACAACCGAGAUGCUCCGUGUGCUGUAUGUCAUGCUAAGUCACGUGGUAGUCACAUGAUGAUUCCAGCGCGCAAUAUCUGCCCUUCAGGGUGGACUAUGGAAUACAAAGGUUAUUUAAUGGCUGAACGUUAUACUCACAAGCGAUCUGAGUACAUUUGUGUUGAUGGCAAGCCGGAAGCAAGACUUGGAUCUCAUGAAGAUAAAAAUGGAGCAUUAUUGUAUUUUGUUGAAGGCCAUUGUGGUUCUUUACCAUGUCCACCAUAUACUGAUGAAAAGGAACUGACUUGCGUAGUCUGUACUCAGUGAUUUAUUGCGUUUUAAUGCACAUAUGUACGUAUUUUGCCAUUAUCUUUAGCAACACUAAUAAAACCUAAUUUUUAAUUUAUAUAAUAAUAACACAUCAGUGACGUCACCAUUUAUAUUCCUUUAAAUAUCCUUACAUGCACUUAAGUUCAAUGAUAAAAAUACAAGAAGAAAUUUUGAUCAUCAACAA